Molecule: messenger RNA, 861 nt
Organism: Rotaria sp. Silwood1
Lineage: Eukaryota; Metazoa; Rotifera; Eurotatoria; Philodinida; Philodinidae
Source: the annotation of a GenBank genome assembly
AUGGGCCUUUGCAAAUGUCCACAACGCAAAGUGUCUACUUUAUUCUGUUUUAAACAUCAUGUGAAUGUUUGUGAAUCAUGUCUUAUUAAUGAACAUUCUCAAUGUAUUGUACGUUCAUAUGUAUCUUGGUUGCAAGAUAAUGAUUAUAAUCCAAAUUGUGCCUUAUGUCAACGAUCAUUAACUGAAACUGGUGAAGAAACUAUACGUCUUAUUUGUUAUGAUUUAUUUCAUUGGUCAUGUCUUAAUGAAUAUUUUCAUUCAUUUCCAAAUCAUACAGCACCUGAUGGAUAUACAUGCCCAACAUGUCAUACAUGUGUUUUUCCACCAUCAAAUCUUGUUUCACCUGUUGCUGAUCAUGUACGAACUAAAUUAUCGACAGUUAAUUGGGCAAAUAGAUUACCAAUAUUAUCAGUAAAUGAUUCAAAAUUAAAUCAAGAUAAACAACCAUUAUUAACUGAAACUGACAAUAAUGGUUAUGUUAUUGUUAAUCCAAAAAUUAGUGGAACUAGUGGUGGACAUAUAGGAACUACCAGUGGAUUAUCACAUCAUCCACAUCGUUCUAUUGAUAUGCCACAAGGAACAACAAUAUUAACAACACGACCACCACAAAUGGAUUCCGAUGAAGAAGAUAAAUAUAAACGUCGUAGUAUUUUUACAUGGUUUGCUCGAUGGUUACGUUCUCGACAACCAACUAAUCGAAAAGUUUUAUAUCAUUUAACACGUGGUGAUAAUAAUGAACAUUUAGAUCGUAUUAAUGAUCCACAAUUUAAUCCAUUAAAUAAUCCAUUUAUUCGUGUUGGUAAUCGAUUAUUAAAAAAUCCUUUAAAAGAUUCAAAUUCACUUAUCAAUAAGGAUCAAUGA